Eremomyces bilateralis CBS 781.70 is the source of this 1590-nucleotide messenger RNA. RefSeq names its product signal recognition particle protein. Gene Ontology annotation, biological process: SRP-dependent cotranslational protein targeting to membrane, translocation; SRP-dependent cotranslational protein targeting to membrane. NCBI's taxonomy places the organism in Eukaryota, Fungi, Ascomycota, Dothideomycetes, Eremomycetales, Eremomycetaceae. The record is from RefSeq and is a predicted model, not a curated record. The coding region runs from base 1 to 1590 and encodes 529 amino acids. The transcript has 2 exons. Gene Ontology annotation, molecular function: 7S RNA binding; GTPase activity; ATP hydrolysis activity. Gene Ontology annotation, cellular component: signal recognition particle, endoplasmic reticulum targeting; cytosol.
AUGGUGCUUUCAAGCCUCGGGCAGCGGAUCAGCUCCGCUGUCUCGGACUUGACCAGAGCACCAACUUUGGAUGAGAAGGCUUUCGAUGGAAUGGUCAAAGAGAUCUGCAAUGCCUUGAUCGAAGCCGAUGUCAGUGUCCGACUAGUGUCCGGGCUACGAACCUCGAUACGCAAGAAAGUCAACUUCAAAGAGUUGGGCCAGGGCGUCAAUAAGAAGCGCAUAAUCCAGAAGGCUGUCUUCGACGAACUGGUCAGCCUUGUCAACCCUCAUGCCGAGCCGUUCAAACCGAAGAAGGGCAAACCAAAUGUUAUCAUGUUCGUCGGAUUACAAGGUGCGGGAAAGACGACAACGUGCACGAAAAUUGCCCGAUUCUACGCAGUUCGGGGCUUCCGAUCAUGUCUCGUGUGCGCGGAUACUUUCCGUGCCGGUGCCUUUGACCAGCUGAAGCAGAAUGCGACGAAGGCGAAGAUCCCGUACUACGGCAAUCUAUUGCAACCCGACCCGGUAGUGGUCGCACGUGAGGGUGUGGAGAAGUUCAAGAAAGAGAGGUUCGAUAUUAUCAUCGUGGAUACAUCCGGUCGACAUCGGCAAGAAGAGGAUUUAUUCACCGAGAUGGUGGAUAUCCAACGGGCUAUCAAACCCGAUCAGACAAUCAUGGUUCUAGAUGGCUCAAUAGGCCAAGCCGCCGAAGCGCAAUCAAGAGCAUUCAAAGAGGCGGCUGACUUUGGGGCGAUCAUUAUUACGAAGACCGACGGUGCCGCCAAAGGCGGUGGCGCCAUUUCUGCAGUGGCUACCACUCACACUCCUAUUAUCUUCCUCGGGAGUGGCGAGCACCUCCUCGAUCUAGAACGGUUCGAACCGGAACGCUUCGUGAGCAAGCUACUUGGCCUGGGGGAUAUGGCCGGCUUGGUCGAGCACGUCCAAUCGAUGAACCUCAACCAGAAAGAUACCAUGAAACAUAUUGCCGAGGGUGUCUUCACCGUCCGGGAUCUCCGCGACCAACUCUCUGGAAUCAUGAAGAUGGGUCCCCUAUCCAAGAUGGCCGGCAUGAUCCCCGGCCUCUCCAAUAUGAUGCAGGGCAUGGACGAUGACGAAGGCUCCACGAAACUCCGCCGCAUGAUCUGCAUCUGCGACUCCAUGACCCUGAAAGAGCUGGACUCGGACGGCCGCAUCCUCGUCAACCAGCCCAGCCGCCAGGUACGGAUCGCUCGCGGAUCCGGCACCAGCGUCCGUGAGGUAGAGGACCUGCUGACCCAGCAUCGGAUGAUGGCCGGUAUGGCGAAGAAGAUGAAGGGCGGCAUGGCGAAUAUGCAGCGCGCACAGGGUCAGUUGGGUGGGAAGAAUAAUCGGCAGCAGAUGGAGGCCAUGCAGCGGAGGAUGCAGAGUAUGGGCGGGGGAGGGAUGCCUGGUGGAGCGGACAUGGCGAGUUUGAUGAAGAUGAUGGGCGGAGGAGCGGGAGGGAUGCCGGGUAUGGGAGGCGGUGGGAUGCCGGAUAUGUCCCAGCUGAUGAAGAUGAUGGGCGGUGGCAUGGGCGGCGGGAUGCCCGGGAUGCCCGGGAUGCCGGGUGGUGGCGGACGGGGGAGGAGAUGA